AUGGGUCGUCAAGUCAUCUUCGACGGUUGUCACCUGGUGGAGCGGAAAAACGGUGACUUUGCAGCUCUUUGGUGGCUGUCACUUGACAGAGAGGAGCUAGACGGAGGUGGGGCAUGUGUCAAGAAGCUUCAUCCUCAAGUCUGUGCAACAAGAGGAGGCUCUUCAUCCCAUCUGGUACGUGAUAAGUCUUCAUUAUCAUGAGUUAAUAAUUAGUAAAUAAUAUAGUUUUAGGUUUAACUCAUGAUAGUUAGACUUAUAUUUGUGUUAAAGUGUGAAAACUAGUUUUCAAUUGAUUAAUGUGAAUUUUUAGGUAAUUAUGUGAUUUUAUAUGUUUUUUACAAUCUUACUUUUGAGAUAAAUGAAGAAUAAGAAAUAAAAAUAUUGCAAAAUAGGGGGGACCUGCCAGCCAGCCAGGCCCGCAAGCAGGUCGGAAGCAUAGUCAGGGAGUAGCCGCGAGCAGGGGCUCAAGCGGCUUGGACCAAUAGGGGCACGUGUGCACCACUUCCCUUCCACGUCACCGGUGGCCAGCCAGUUGUGGGGCAAGGAGUGGUCAUACAUGCGAGAGAAGGGACUUAGCUUAGAAAUCUAACAUUACUAUAUAUUCGCUCAAAAAAUUGGUGCACAACUGAUGUGAGACUAAACCUGCGUCACACUUUCCUCAGAAGAGCCGGGCGACCGGUGCGGGUUUGAGUCCUUCUAGAGUCAAAAGUCAUAUAUUUUUAUCUGAUUAUUGUGACUUUUUUGCAGAUCGUCGGUGAAGGAUUAAGCAACGAGAAUCGCUGGAUCAUCAACAAAAAUCUCAUCAACGCGAUCCAUGCAGCAAGAGGAGGCUCUUCAUCGCAUCUGGUACGCUCUCAAGAGGUGGCGACUCGUUAAUUAAUCGAAGAUGAUUUAGUCGAUGGAUUCGCGAUUCUUUUAUUGCAAAUCCUUCAGCAAUUUUAGUAGCAAUGCUUCGCGAAUCGCGUUGAUGAGAUUUUCACCGAUGAUCCAGCAAUUCUUUACCAGCGAUCUGUAGGAAAGUCACAAUAAUUAGAUAAAAAUAAAUGACUUUUGACUCUGAAAGGACUCAAACCUGCGCCGGUCACCCGCCUCUUCUGAGGAAGGUGUGAUGCAGGUUUAGUCCCACAUCAGUUGUGCGCCGAUUUUUCAAGCAAAUAUAUAGUAAUGUUAGAUGAUAAGUCUUCAUUAUCAUGAGUUAAUAAUUAGUAAAUAAUAUAGUUUUAGCCUUAACUCAUGAUAAAUAGACUUAUAUUUCUGUUAAAAAAUGAUUUGUGGUUUUCAGUUGAUUAACGUAAAUUUUUGGGUAAUUAUGUGAUUUUAUAUGAUUUUUACAGUCUUACUUUUGAGAUAAAUGAAGAACAAGAAAUAAAAAUAAAAAUAUUGCAAAAUGGGGGAUCCACUAGCCAGCCGGGCCCGCAAGCGGGUCGAGGAGUAGCCGCUAGUAGGGGCUCGAGCAGCUUGGCUUAGGGACCGAUAGGGCACGUGUACACAACUCCCCUUCCACGUCACCGGUGGCCAGCCGACUAUGGGGCAAGGAGUGGUCGUACACGCGAGAGAAGGGACUUUGCUUACAAAGCUAACAUUAAUAUAUAUUCGCCCGAAAAAUUGACGCACAACUGAUGUGGGACUAAACCCGCGUCACACCUUCCUCAGAAGAGGCGGGCGACUGGCGUGGGUUUGAAUCCUCCCAAAGUCAAAAUUCAUAUAUUUUUAUCUGAUUAUCGUGACUUUCUUGCAUAUCGCCGGUGAAGGAUUAAGCAACAAGAAUCGCUGGAUCAUCGGCGAAAAUCUCGUCAACGCGAUUCACAGAGUAUUGCUACUAAAAUUGUUGAAUGAUUCAUGAUAAAAGGAUCGUGAAUCCAUUGAGUAAAUCAUCUUCGAUUGAUCGACGAACAAGCCGUCGUCGAGAAGAGGACGAUCCACUGGGAGACUAGUCACCACCUCCUAAGAGCGUACCAGAUGCGAUGAAGAGCCUCCUCUUGCUGUGCAGACUUGAAGAUGAAGCUCCCUGACAUGCGCCCCACCUCCAUCCAGCUCCUCUCACGUCAAAAUUUGACGUGACUUAGUCGUUGUAUAUUAAAUCACGUAAAUAUAAAAUUUAUAAAACAAGAAAAUACGAAUUUUUAGAUAUUUAGAAGUAUUUCUAAAUAAAUAUAUCAAUUAUAAUUUAAUAAAAAUUCCAAAAAUAGUAGUAAUUUUCGAGGUCGAUCAUAGGAUGUAAUAUAAUAUCUAGUAAUUAUUCAAAAGUUUUCUCAAUGAAUACGAUUUUCUAUGAAUUUUAUACUAGGAAAUAAAAAGGAAAUAUAUUUAAAAUUCACGAAAAAGGGAAAUAAGGGUGCGAACGUCAGGAUGACAUCAGCACCUAGUGAGCGUGAAUCGGGUGGAAAUAGAGUUCCGCCUGACGAUUCUUACGUAAGUGAUUACGGAUGAUUUAAUUGAUCAAAUUAAGAUAUGUAAGAGCCAGAAGAAUCAUAAUAGAACAAAGUAUAUUUUGGUAAAUUAAAAACACAAAAAUUAUCACUAAAUGAAGUGUAAUGUAAAUUGAAAGCAGGAAAAUAGAGUUCCGACGUCGCAACGGUGAUGCGUCAGCGAUGCACUGGAAUCUUGAGCAUUCAAGAGGGUCGUCGUGUAGUGUCCACGGCCUCGAAGGCUCUCCUUAGACAAAGACAACAUGGGCAAUCUCUAGAUCUUCUCACGAAGUCUAGAGAUCAAUGAAGUGGGUCGUCGAAUCGUCUUCGGUGGCUGUCACUCAACAGAGCAGAAAAAUGGCGACUUUGUGGCUCUCCAGCGGCUGUCACCUGAUAGAGAGGAGUUGGAUGGAGGUGGGGCGUGUGUCAGGGAGCUUCAUCCUCAGGUCCACGCAACAAGAGGAUGCUCUUCAUCACAUCUAGUAUGCUCUCAAGAGGUGGUGACUAGUCUCCUGGCGAAUCGUCCUCUUCUCGACAACGGCUUGUUCGUCAAUCAAUCAGAGAUGAUUAACUCAAUGGAUUCGCGAUCAUUUUAUUGUAAAUUGUUCAACAAUUUUAGUAGUAAUGCUCCGCGAAUCGCGUUGACGAGAUUUUCACCGAUGAUCCAGCGAUUCUCGUUGCUUAAUCCUUCACCGGCGAUCUGCAAGAAAGUCGCAAUAAUCAGAUAAAAAUAUAUGAAUUUUAACUCUAGGAGGAUUCGAACCCACGCCGGUCGCCCGCCUCUUAUGAGGAAGGUGUGACGCGGGUUUAGUCCCACAUCGGUUGUGCGCCGAUUUUUCGGGCAAAUAUAUAGUAAUGUUAGCUUUGUAAGCAAAGUCUCUUCUCUCGCAUGUACGACCACUCCUUGCCCCACAGCCAGCUGGCCACCGGUGAUGUGGAAGGACAGUGGCGCACACGUGCCCCUAUCGGUCCAAGCCAAGCCCCUCGAGCCCCUACUAGCGGCUACUCCCCGACUAUGCUUCCGACCCGCUUGCGGGCCCGGCUGGCUGGCGGAUCCCCCAUUUUGCAAUAUUUUUAUUUUUAUUUCUUGUUCUUCAUUUAUCUCAAAAGUAAGACUGUAAAAAUCAUAUAAAAUCACAUAAUUACCCAAAAAUUCACGUUAAUCAAUUGAAAACCAUAAAUCAUUUUUUAAUACAAAUAUAAGUCUAUUUAUCAUGAGUUAAGGCUAAAACUAAAUUAUUUACUAACUAUUAACUCAUGAUAAUGAAGACUUAUUAUUAGAUUUCUAGGCCAAAUCCCUUCUCUCACAUGUACGACCACUCCUUGCCCCAUAGCCGGCUGGCCACCAGUGACGUGGAAGGGGAGUAGCAUACAUGUGCCCAUAUCAGUCCAAGCCGCUCGAUCCCCUUCUCGCAGCUACUCCCCGACUAAGCUUCCGACCUACUUGCGGGCCCGGUGGGUCCCCUUAUUUUGCAAUAUUUUUAUUUUUAUUUUUUGUUCUUUAUUUAUCUUAAAAGUAAGAUUGUAAAAAUUAUAUAAAUCCACAUAAUUAUCCAAAAAUUCACAUUAAUCAACUGAAAACGCUUUUUCACACUUUAACACAAAUAUAAGUCUAUUUAUCAUGAGUUAAGGCUAAAACUAUAUUAUUUACUAAUUAUUAACUCAUGAUAAUGAAGACUUAUCACAUCCCCCAACUUAAAUCAUUGCUAGUCCCUUAGCAAUGGAAUUAUGAAAAUAAAAUUUUAUAAAUCUCAAACAUCAUAUUUCAAUAUAGAAAGAAAAAAAGACAAUUAAAAAUGAUGCACCUUUAAACACUUUGGAUUCUUAUAUCAAGUAUUUAAGAAUGAUGUCAAGCACUUAAAUGUUUAAGCACUCCUUGGAAUAACAACCUAGACUUCACUUCUUCUAUUCACAUCUUUAUCACUUCUUCACUCAUAGAUGUAUUUACAAGAUAUUUCAAUUAUCAAUACUCAUCCAAGAAUAAUAUUGAUCCUACAUUUCUCUUUUUCUAUGACUUAAUUUUUGAAAUUUGCACUAUAUUUCUUCCUUCUUUUUUUUUUUUAUAAAUAGUGGAUAAGUAGCGUUUCCUGUAGACAAAUUUUGACAAUAAGAAUGAUGUCUCACACCCUCCAUAUGUACUCUUCAUUUUCAAGGCUUUCACUUUAUCUACUUAAUUUUCAGCAAGUGUUUUUCUAUGCACGAUUUUCGACAAGGAGAAUGAUGUCUCACACCCUCCAUGUGUACUCUUCAUUUCUAGAUUUUUCACAUUGCUCUCUCUUUUUUUUUUUCUCAAAAUAAGUGAUUUCUCCUCACAAGUCCUAUAGAUCAGGGUACAAAAAUCUCUAUUAAACUCAAAUGAUUAAUCAAAUUUUCACAUCAAGUAAAUACUAUCCAUCAAGAUCAUGAAGUGAAAACCUGUAAAAUAAAAUCCAUGUUAUCUAUCAUGUAUCCAAAGAGUAUUCCAACAUUUCAUGCUAUUAGAUCAUUCUUUUAACUCAAUAAUAAUCUUUCUAGUAUCUUUUGGUAUCAAUCAAUCUAAUUGAUUUAAUUUUUCAUGCAUGUAAGAUGAUGUAAGAAAUUUGUAAAUUAGAUAGUUCUGACAAUUCUGUUUUUUGUUUUCAAUUCUAUUUUUAGCAGCAAUAAAUUUAUCAAAAAUAAAUCAAAACUAUCCUCUUUAUAGCUGUAAUUUCAAAUUUCAGUAAUAUAUAUCUAGAGGAUUGAAAUGUGAGAAAAGGGUCUUCUAGAAUUUCAAAUUUCAGGCUAUUUUUUAUCUGCUAUUUUUGAUAGUCUGUUGUUUUUAACAAAAAACCAGAAAAUAGAUGUUACCUAUUUUUCGAAAUUUAUUUUAUUUUUAUUUUUUUAAUUGCUGUUUUAGGUUGAAUAAAAUGCAAACACAUGUUCUUAAUCGUCUUACAGCAUAAAUUAAUAAUGAAUACUUCACUCCCCAACUUAAAAAUGACAUUGUACUUAAUGACAUAGAAAAAUCGAAAUAGAAUAUACAGAAAAUAUAAUUUUCAUGUGAAGCAUGCAUAUGUGCAAAGUUAAGUAUUAAAAAUAUUUUCAUAAAUGAUAAAGCUCAAAAAGACAUCACCUCAACCUCAUUUUUAAUUUCUACUUCAUCUUACACUCCUCCUACACUUUUUCAUAAAAAAUAAAUAUAGAAAGAAGUACUGCGAAUUCUAAGGAAAACAAAGUUCAAAACAAAAUCAAACAGAAUGAAAAAACCAUGGGUUGCCUCCCAUGCAGCAUAGCAUUUAAUGUCUCUAAUUGGACAGGUCUUAAAUCAUAUAAGAUGAUCUAUGGCCAUCAAAAUAUAUUUGUAUCCCAAGGUAAGUUUCAUGAUAUUCUUUUUUAGGUUUAGCAUAAAUUCAUAUACUUCAUAUAUAUAACUUGACAUACUUUCAACCAAAAUAAAAUGGAAAUUAAUAAAAUUUUCCCAAAAAUAAUAUUUCCAUUUUGAAAAGAAUAUUUCCUUAUUUCUAUCUUGUUUGUAAGGCUCUCAUUCAUUAAUAAAUACUUUCUAUUAAUAGACCAUAAAAUGUGAUCAGGCCAUAUAAUUUUCAAAUUAGCUCUUGACCAAUCUAAAACUUUUUCAUUUAAAUUGAUAUCUCUAAUUCUUCCACCCAUUUCUUCAUGUGUUCUUUUAUCUUCAUAAUCUUCUGCUGCUCCAUUUUAUCUUCCAUACCUAUUUGUUCAAUUUAUGAGGAGUGAAAUAUUUCAAGUUUAGAAAUAAUUAUAAUGGGCUGUGGGUUUUGAAGGAUGGAAGGAUUGUCUUCUUUAAUCUCAGAUCUAAUGAAUUCAGAAAAAUUCAAAUUUUCUCCUCCAAAAUUAUCUCUAUAUUCAUAUCGGUCAAACCCUAACAUGCGCCCCAUCUCCAUCCAGCUCAUUUUCAUUGGGUGACAGUCGCUAGAGAGCCGCAAAGUCGCCGUUUUUGUGCUCCGUUAGGUGACAGUCGCCAGAGACGACUCAAAAACUCAUUUCAUUAAUCUCUAGACUUCGCGAGAAGAUCUAGAGAUUGCCCACGUUGUCUUUGUCCAAGGAGAGCUUUCGAGGCUGUGGACACUACACGACGAUCCUCUCGAACACUUAGGAUUUUAGUGCAUCGCCGACGCAUCGCCGUCGCGACGCUGGAACUUUGUUUUCUUACUUUCAACUUACUUUAUGCUUCAUUUAGUGAUAGUUUUUGUGAUUUUAAUUUACCAAAAUAUACUUUGUUCUAUUAUGAUUCUUCUGGCUUUUACAGAUCAUAAUUAGAUCAAUUAAAUCGUCUAUAAUCGCUUACGUAAGAAUCAUCAGGCAGAACUCUAUUUCUGCCCAAUUCACAUUCGCCAGGUGCUAACGUCAUCUUGAUGCCCGCACCCUUAUUUCCUUUUUUUUUCAUGAAUUUUGAAUAUAUUUCCUUUCCAUUUUUAGUAUAAAAUUCAUAUAAAAUAGUAUUAUCUGAGAAAAAUUCUGAAUAAUUACUAGAUAUUAUAUUACAUCCAUGUGAUCGACUUAGAAAAUUACCGCUAUUUUUGGAAGUUUUAUUGAAGUAUAAUUGAUAUAUUUGUUCAGAAAUACUUCUCAAUAUCCAAAGAAUCAUAUUUUCUAGUUUUAUAAAUUGUAUGUUUGCAUGAUUUAAUAUACAAUGACUAAGUCACGUCAGUACUCUCUCAAGAGGUGGUGACUCGUCGCCCAAUGGAUCAUCCUCUUCCCGAAGACAGCUUGUUCGUCGAUCAAUCGAAGAUGAUUUACUCGAUGGAUUUGCAAUCUUUUUAUCAUGAAUUCUUUAGCAAUUUGAGUAACAAUGCUCCACAAAUCGCAUUGAUGAGAUUUUUGCCGAUGAUCCAGUGAUUCUAGUUGCUUAAUCCUUCUCCAACAAUCUACAGAAAAGUCAUGAUAAUCAAAUAAAAAUAUGAGUUUUUGCUCUAUGAGGAUUCAAACCUGUGCCAGUUGCCCUUGCCUCUUCUAAGGAAGGUGAAGGGUUUAGUCCCACAUCGGUUGUGUGCCAAAUUUUUGGGUGAAUACAUAGUAAUGUUACAUUCCUAAGCAAAGUCCCUUUCUCGUGCGUGUACGACCACUCUUUGCCCCAUAGCCAACUGACCACCAGUGACAUGGAAGGGGAGUGGCACACAUGUGCCCCCAUUGGUUCAAGUUGCUCGAGCCCCUGCUUGUGACUACUCCUUGACUGCGCUUCUGACCCACUUACAGGCCCGGCUAGCCGGUGGGUCUCCCCAUUUUGUAAUAUUUUUAUUUUUAUUUCUUGUUCUUCAUUUAUCUCAAAAGUAAGACUAUAAAAAUUGUAUAAAAUCACAUAAUUACCCAAAAAUUCACGUUAAUCAACUAAAAAACCAUUUUUUGCACUUUAACACAAAUAGAAGUCUAUUUAUCAUGAGUUAAGACUAAAACUAUAUUAUUUACUAAUUAUUAACUCAUGAUAAUGAAGACUUAUCACUCUCCCUCCUUCCCUCUCUAUCUUAGGUCACGAAGAAGGUAACUCACAAAUGUUAAUCUCUCACAAAAUUUAGUGCUUCUUUUUGAGGGGGGGUCCUACCUCCCCUUAUAUAGGGCCCACAAGUGGGCUAAGGGGAGGUGGGCCCACUUGAGGCCCUCAAGCCCAUAAGCCACAAAAAGGCUACAAAAGGGGCUUAUUGGGCCUCUAAAGAGAGACCCAAUAAGCUCCCCUAAAAGGAGAAAGAGGACAGCCCUCGUACGGUACUUAAGUGGGCCUCAAAUGAAGACCCAAAUAAGCCCCAAAAGAGGCCCAAAAGGAAAGAAAUAUAGGUCCCCCCUAGGGUUUUAAUUAGGCCUCAAAAGAAAGACCCAAUAAAACCCUAAAGAAAGGGAGACACAAACAAUAACACAUGCACAUAGAAUUGGGCCUGCUAACACACAAAUGCGAGUCCCAAUAAGUCAACAUGAAAAUAUAAAGAAAGAUAAGGGUGAGCUCGAGCUCGUCGUCAUCAUGGAGGUGGAAUGUCAUCGUCUCGAAGGGGUAGGCCAUGUAGCAAAAGCUAGGCUCCUUCGUCUUCGCACAUCGAUCAGACUAAACUCAGAUUGUUAGUGUCUCCUGAGCUGAUCAAGAUGGAUCCCACUUGCCAUCACUAAAGGGGUAUCAUUUCUAAUUAUAUUUUUUUUAUGUAUUGAAAUAUGAUGUUUGAGAUUUAUGAAUUUUUUUUUUCGUAAUUUUAUUACCAAGGGACUAGCAAUGAUUUAAGUUGAGGGGUGGGAUAAGUCUUCAUUAUCAUGAGUUAAUAAUUAGUACAUAAUAUAGUUUGAGCAUUAACUCAUGAUAAAUAGACGUAUAUUUGUGUUAAAGGGUAAAAAGUGAUUUUUAGUUGAUUAACGUGAAUUUUUGACUAAUUAUGUGAUUUUCUAUGAAUUUCUAUAAUUUUUAUAGCCUUAUUUUUUAGAUAAAUGAAGAAAAAAAAAUAUAUAUAUAGUAAAAUGGGAGGGACCCACUGGCCAGCAGGGCCUGCAAGUAGGUCAUAAGUGUAGUUGGGGAGUAGCCAUAAGUAGAUGCUUGAGCGGCUUAGACCUUCACCUGCAACUAGUGACCAGCCGACUGUGGGGCAAGGAGUGGUGUACACAUGAGAGAAAGAGACUCAUUGCUUGCAAAUAUGAUAUUACUUUAUAUUCGCCCGAAACUUCAUCACACAAAUGAUGUGGGAUUAACCCUGUGUCACACCUUCCCUUGAAAAGCUUUGAAGAUUUUAAUACCUAAAAUACCCCUUAUUUAUAACAAAGAUAUACCAUGAUGAUGUCAUUUGAUAAGGGCAUUAGAAUACUUAUUUUAAUCUCUAUUAUGUAGGUAGGCAAUUGGUGUAGGUUUGUCCUUCUAGAGCCAAAACUUAUAUUUUUAUCUGAUUAUCGUGACUUUUCUACAAAUCACUAGUUAAGGAUUAAGCUGCCAUAAUCACUAGAUCAUUGGUAAAAAUCUUGUCAAUGCGAUUCGUAGAGCAUUGUUACUAAAAUUAUUGAAUGAUUCGCAAUAAAAUGAUCACGAAUCUAUUGAGUAAAUUAUCUCUGAUUGAUCAAUGAACAAGACGUCAUUGAGAAGAGGACAAUCCAUUGAGAGACAAGUCGUUACCUUCUGAAAAUGUACCAAAUGUGAUGAAAACCCUCCUUAAUAAGUGAUAAGUCUUCAUUAUCAUGAGUUAAUAAUUAGUAAAUAAUAUAGUUUUAGCCUUAACUCAUGAUAAAUAGACUUAUAUUUCUGUUAAAGAAUGAUUUGUGGUUUUCAGUUGAUUAACGUGAAUUUUUGGGUAAUUAUGUGAUUUUAUAUGAUUUUUACAGUCUUACUUUUGAGAUAAAUGAAGAACAAGAAAUUUUAAGAAAAAUAUUACAAACUGGGGGACCCGCCGGCUAGCUGGGCCCGCAAGUAGGUUAGAAGCGCAGUUGGGGAGUAGCCACGAGUAGGGGCUCAAGCAGCUUAGCUUGGACCGAUAGGGGCACGUGUAUGCCACUCCCCUUCCACGUCACCAGUGGCUAGCCGGCUGUGGGGCACGGAGUGGUCGUACACGCGAGAGAACAGACUUUGCUUACAAAGCUAACAUUAAUAUAUAUUCGAUCAAAAUAUCGGCACACAACUAAUGUGGGACUAAACCAGCGUCACACCUUCCUUAGAGGCAAGCGACUAGCGUGGGUUCGAAUCCUCCCGGAGUCAAAAUUCAUAUAUUUUUAUCUGAUUAUCACGACUUUCUUGCAGAUCAACGAUGAAGGAUUAAGCAACAAGAAUCGUUGAAUCAUCGGCGAAAAUCUCGUCAACACGAUUCGCAGAGCAUUGCUACUAAAAUUAUUGAACGAUUCGCGAUAAAAGGAUCACGAAUCCAUUGAGUAAAUCAUCUCCGAUUGAUCGACGAACAAGCCAUCAUCAGGAAGAGGACUGACGUGAGUCAGUCAUUGUAUAUUAAAUCACGCAAAUAUAAAAUUUAUAAAACUAGAAAAUAUGAAUUUUCAGAUAUUUAGAAGUAUUUCUAAAUAAAUAUAUUAAUUAUAAUUCAAUAAAAAUUCCAAAAAUAGCGGUAAUUUUCCAGGCCGAUCAUAAGGAUGUAAUAUAAUAUCUAGUAAUUAUUCAGAAUUUUUCUCAAUGAAUACGAUUUUCUAUGAAUUUUAUACUAGGAAAUAAAAAGGAAAUAUAUUUAAAAUUCACAAAAAAAAGGAAAUAAGGGUGUGGACAUCAAGAUGACAUCAGCGCCCGGCGAAUGCAAAUCGGGUGGAAACAGAGUUCCACUUGGCGAUUCUUACGUAAGCAACUACAGAUGAUUUAAUUAAUCAAAUUAAGAUCUAUAAAAGCGGAAAGAAUCGUAAUUGAACGAAGUAUAGUUGGUAAAUUAAAAUCACACAAAGUAUCACUAAAUGAAGUGUAAAUUAAAUUGAAAGCAGGAAAAUAGAGUUCCGGCAUCGUGACGGUGAUGCAUCGGUGAUGCACCGGAAUCCUGAGCGUUCGAGAGGAUUAUCGUGCAGUGUCCACAGCCUUGAAGGCUCUCCUUGGACAAAGACAGCGUGGGCAAUCUCUAGAUCUUCUCGCAAAAUCUAGAGAUCAAUGAAGUGGGUCGUCGAUCGUCUCCGGUGGCUGUCACCCGACAGAGUGGAAAAACGGCAACUUUGCGGCUCUCCAGCAGCUGUCACCCGACGAAGAGGAGCUGGAUGGAGGUGGGACGCAUGUCAGGGAGCUUCAUCCUCAAGUCCGCACAGCAAGAGGAGGCUCUUCAUCACAUCUAG
Molecule: messenger RNA, 11111 nt
Organism: Spirodela intermedia
Lineage: Eukaryota; Viridiplantae; Streptophyta; Magnoliopsida; Alismatales; Araceae
Source: the annotation of a GenBank genome assembly